AGUGGAUCGACGUCCCUCUACGCCUGCCUAUCUAGCAAUAGCCAUCCAUUCUGAAUUGCCCAGUCUGCCCCGAAGAAGACAGUAUGAGCGCGGAUUCUGAAGCAACCCUCGCCGGCGCGGACACCUUUGAGUGGAAGCCAGAAUAUGAUAGUCUCAUUGAGGAGGUUGCCUCCACGGAUGUUGUCGACCUGUCCAAGUGGUCGCUCAUCCGCGACAUUAUCAAGUAUAAGAUUGGCAAGAACAUUACAUUGUUCCUGUCAGGAGAGGUGAAGCGCGAAUACAGUCGCUCAACCGUGACAGCCCAGCCGUGUCAGGGCGGCGCGAAAUUCCUGCCCUUUCCACCUCGCGAGCGCAAUGAGGCAAACCCCAAUGAAGCACCCAAGAACGCUCUUACAGAGCAGGAAGCGGCCGAGUUCAAGGAGGUGAUACUGGGGCAAUUUGAGGAGUUUGUGCAGAGCCCACCAUUCACUAUCCAACGCCUGUGCGAACUAUGUGUACGGCCUACGGAACACUACAAGCACCUUGGCAAAUAUUUACGCGCAGUCGAGCGGACCCUCCUCGUUACCUCGACAUGGGACGCCUUCCCCGCAUCUCCCGACAAACCAGCCAACCAACCAGUAGUCGGUACUGUUCCCGUCGGUAUCAACGCGUUCUCCGCACCCACAACACCCAUCUUCUCCCCUAUCCCCUUCUUGCAUGAAGACGCUCGACGCUCGAGCUCCCGCAGUCCACCACCAAGUCCGCUCGUUCUGCCAGCGAUCCAAUCCGGCGGAACAGCGACAGCGUUGCCUCAUGCAGGUGCGGAGGGCGCAGCACCACAGGCACUUGGCCUGGUAGACGAGCUCGACGAUCCUAGCCCGGGUCACUUGAGCGAGCAUCCGCAAGCUCUAUCUGCGACGACGAACGUCACUUCGAAGCCGCUGUUCGGAAGUUUGGAGGAGCGAUUUACGAAGGCGGAGACGGAUGCGGAGGGUAGUGCCGUCGGUCCGGAGGAGAAAAAGCAGAAGAUAGAAUGACGCUAGGGGCAUAUGGAGCGUAGAUCAAGGCGUGUAUUGCUACAUUCUGACUGAGGCAAUGAUUGCCGUU
Molecule: messenger RNA, 1086 nt
Organism: Rhodofomes roseus
Lineage: Eukaryota; Fungi; Basidiomycota; Agaricomycetes; Polyporales; Fomitopsidaceae
Product: PPP4R2-domain-containing protein
Exons: 5
Coding region: 84-1016 (310 amino acids)
Biological process (GO): protein dephosphorylation
Cellular component (GO): protein phosphatase 4 complex; cytoplasm; nucleus
Molecular function (GO): protein phosphatase regulator activity
Source: RefSeq, a predicted model, not a curated record